This is a messenger RNA of Notothenia coriiceps (black rockcod), 5248 nucleotides long. RefSeq names its product regulatory factor X, 4 (gene rfx4). Gene Ontology annotation, molecular function: RNA polymerase II cis-regulatory region sequence-specific DNA binding; DNA-binding transcription factor activity, RNA polymerase II-specific. Gene Ontology annotation, biological process: regulation of transcription by RNA polymerase II. Bases 2032 to 4236 code for a protein of 734 amino acids. The transcript has 19 exons. The record is from RefSeq and is a predicted model, not a curated record. NCBI's taxonomy places the organism in Eukaryota, Metazoa, Chordata, Actinopteri, Perciformes, Nototheniidae.
AAACAUUAUGUUUUUGUAUAUGUUCAUAAUAAACACGAAAAAAAAAUUACACAAUCCGCUGCUGAGUGUUUGUUGAAAUUCAAAGUACAAAAACCUAAAACGAUUGUUAAAAUUGUUGCCAAUUGAUUCUGUCUAAUCAUUAAUUAAGUAAUAUUUGCACCUGUAUGGUUUUAGAGCUUGAUGGCAUGAUAGGCUUAAUAUAUCGACUUUUAAUUACAAUAUUUACACUUUAUUUGUUGCCUGAUCCGGUCCAUUAGAAUGAAUCGGUUGCCCAUAAAACCUUUUGAAUGAGUUUAGUUUGUGGUGUUUUUUUGUUUGUAUUUAUAAACUGAGAUGAAGACAUCCCUCCUGUAGAUGUGCAGACAGCUGGAUGCUCGGUGAGGACUUACUGUAUACAAACAAGCGCCACUUUUGUGGUUUACAUCAAUGGGAAGAGAAAGUAGCUUUGAGUCAUACGGUUUCCUCUUUAGGACCAAAGCCUUAAUGCCACCAACAUGUCGUAUAUAGCGUAACAGUACCCCCCACUCGCACAUACACACACAACUCAAUUGGGGCCUUUUCACUGAACAAAAGCAGUACACAUCCGUUUGUGCGGGCUGAGUGGAAGAGGCUCUUUUGGUGGCUGCACCUGUCCUUUUUUAUGAGCCUCUAAUAAGCAGAUAACUGUGUCUUCCACUGAGGGAGAUACAGACUCCACCUUCUCCUUAUUUGACUGAAAUUAAUUAGAUCCUCCUUUUGAGGUCACGGCUGUGCAUUAGCCACCAUUUAGCCCUUUGAAUGGUGCUCUCAUUAGUGGGCUGUUAACGUACAGAUUUGUUGUUUAAUCCUUUCUUAGACACCAAGAGAAUUUACAGAUAAUAGGAAAUGAUUAAAAUGUUAUGAUGAACAGUUUCUUUUACAUAAUUCCAAAGUCCUUUUGACCUGUCACUCAUUGAGCUGCUUCUUUCUUCCCACAUGAGUCUGAAAGGACGCACAGACCUGCUCUAACUAAGUAUGACCCUGUGUACAGUUUCCCAUGUGAUGUUACUGCCACCCUGUCCCACACGUGCUCACAGGUGGCUGCACGGUGUCUGUGUGUCGGUGAGUAGCAGCAGUGGUGCCCACGCCUGCGCACUGGUAGAGAAAGUCCUCCUUUGCUAUCCGUGGUGUGCUCUCAGGCACUCCAUCAGAGCCCUCCCAGCCUCGGGCUUUGCACUUUUACUUCCCCCCCUUUGUGACCGUUCCCUCUUCUGAGAGGCACACCAAAAAUAAGGUUGCCACAGCGAAAGAGUGAGUGAAAAACAGGUGAAAAUCCACCAUCAAAAAUCCACAUUGGUGCAGUUUUUCCAAUGUUUGAUUGUGUGCCUGAGAACACGAUGGCUCGAAUCAAAAAAGUUAUCCUAAAGAUUGUUAAUGGUUGAAGGAGGUGAUAAACUCACCAAAUGCAACAAGUGUCCAUGGGAUGUGAAAUGUGAAUUAAAAUGAGAAGGAAAAGCAGGAGCGGCAGUUGUGUAGGCAUGUAUGUUUAUAUGGAGCUCUGGGGUGUAUAAAAACGUAUUAAAUGCCAUAAUGGAAGACGGGGAGGCCACAGUGUUAAGACUGCGUAGAUCUAAGCCUCUUUUUUUUUCGUUGGGAGGGAGCUUUUCUUAUUCAAAACAGCUCCACAAAAGACUUCCAGUGAGCCUUGCCACAUCCCCAUCUGACUUGGGGCCAUUCAUCAGCCUUCCAAGCCUAUCAAUGACAUGUCCCCAUCAGGGCUCCUAUAAAAUCAGCCCCUUUCCCAUGAAACAUCAGCAAACAUUUUGACGGGUCUGGCUUUCCCCCCGCUGGAUUUCUGGAGUCUCUACCCCCCCCUUUCCUCCCUUAUUCCCACCUCCCCCCUUAUUCUCCGCCAACACCACCCUCUCUGGGCGAACCUCAGAUCCUCAACAUCUCCUGUGACGGGCAGUGGUCACGGAAACACACUGCGAGACAAGGGGAGAGCCGCUGAGGAGGGGGAAACGUGCACUAAGCCAUUUUCUUGGAGGAGCCAGUGUCGUUGAUGGGAAGAGGAUGCAUUGCGGGCUGCUGGAGGAGCCUGAUAUGGAUUCCACAGAGAGUUGGAUUGAACGAUGCCUCAACGAGAGUGAGAGCAAGCGAUACUCCAGUCACACGUCUCUGGGGAACAUGUCCAAUGAUGAACAUGAAGAAAAAGAAAACAACAGAGCCUCUAAACCACAUUCGACACCGGCUACUCUUGAAUGGCUAGAAGAGAACUAUGAGAUAGCUGAAGGUGUGUGUAUCCCCAGAAGUGCCCUCUACAUGCACUACCUAGACUUCAGUGAGAAGCAAGACACGCAGCCUGUGAACGCAGCCAGCUUCGGAAAGAUCAUAAGGCAACAGUUUCCAGCAUUAACUACCCGAAGACUGGGGACAAGAGGGCAGUCUAAGUACCACUACUACGGCAUAGCGGUGAAGGAGUCCUCUCAGUAUUACGAUGUGAUGUACUCCAAAAAGGGAGCUGCGUGGGUGAACGAGACGGGGAAGAAAGAGGUCACAAAGCAGACAGUGGCGUAUUCACCGCGCUCCAAACUGGGGACACUCCUGCCAGAGUUUCCAAAUGUCAAAGACCUAAAUUUGCCCGCCAACCUGUCAGAAGAGAGGGUGUCAACCUUCAUCAUGAUGUACAGAACGCACUGUCAGAGGAUACUGGACACUGUUAUUAGAGCCAACUUCGAUGAGGUCCAAAGCUUCUUGCUGCACUUCUGGCAGGGCAUGCCCCCCCACAUGCUCCCUGUCCUCGGCUCCAACACCGUGGUGAACAUAGUCGGUGUUUGUGACUCCAUCCUCUACAAGGCCAUCUCUGGGGUGCUGAUGCCCACCGUCCUGCAAGCACUGCCUGAUAGUUUGACUCAGGUUAUUCGAAAAUUUGCCAAACAACUUGAUGAGUGGCUCAAAAUAGCACUUCACGAACUUCCUGAAAACCUGAGGAAUAUCAAAUUUGAAUUAUCAAGGAGAUUUUCCCAGAUUCUAAAGCGGCAAACAUCAUUAAACCAUCUCUGUCAGGCGUCUCGGACUGUGAUAAACAGUACCGACAUUACCUUUCAAAUGCUGGAGGACUGGAGGAAUGUGGACUUGAACAGCAUCACUAAGCAGACACUUUACACCAUGGAGGACUCACAAGAUGAUCACAGGCAGCUUAUUAUCCACUUGUAUCAGGAGUUUGACCGUCUGUUGGAGGAGCAGUCUCCCAUCGAGGCGUACAUCGAGUGGCUGGACUCCAUGGUGGACCGCUGUGUCGUCAAGGUGGCAGCGAAGAGGCCCGGGUGCCUGAAGAAGGUGGCCCAACAGUUCCUGCUCAUGUGGUCGUGCUUUGGUACCAGAGUCAUCCGGGAUAUGACCCUCCACAGCGCGCCCAGCUUUGGGUCCUUCCACCUGAUCCAUCUCAUGUUUGAUGAUUAUGUGCUCUACCUGCUGGAGUCCCUGCACUGCCAGGAGAGAGCCAUCGAGCUCAUGAGGGCCAUGAAGGCAGAGGGCAGCACAGCAGAGAGAGAGGAGGAAUUCCCGGUGAAAGAACCCACCCCCACCUCCCCCUCUCCAGGAUCCUUCUCUCCCGCUCGCUCGGUGCACUCAGUGGGCGUUUCCUCGGCCAGCUCCCCCACUGCAGCCGUGUCCCCGGAGUUCAGCGGGGUCCCCACCACCACAGGCGCUGUUCAGUCAUAUACCUGGUCCCUUACAUACACAGUGACAACAGCCGGCGGCUCCACUCCUGAGGCCGGACAGCAGCUGUCCUGCAUGAGGAACAGCGCUCCAGUCCCCCCACCAUCCUCCACCCACCGCCUGCCUGUGUACAGAGAGGAGCAUGGGUAUACUGGUAGCUACAACUAUGGAAGCUACGCCAACCAGCACCCUCACUCCAUCCAGAGCCAGUAUCCCAGUCUGGCCCAUGAUCCGGCGAUCCCACCCCCCCUCCACUACUCCGCCUACCACCGCUCUUCUGCACAGUACCAGCUCAACGGCCAGAUGGCUCGGAUGGAGCCUUGCUUGAUGGGCAGCACUCCUCGGUUGCACCCGGCACCUGUCGCCCCCCGGUGGCCAGAUGUGUCGCCAGCUAACAGCUGUUACACCAGCCCACCUAUGCAUUCAUCGCGCUAUGCUGCCUCUGGUGACAUGUACUCUCCCCUGGGCCCACGCAGGAACUCAGAGUACGAACACUCGCAGCAUUUCCCCGGCUUUGCCUACAUAAACGGGGAGGCCACCACAGGCUGGGCGAAAUAAACUCAAUCACUGCUGUGGACAGCCGUGAGCAACUCCAGGCCUUCCAAACGGGUGGAUGCAAAGACUCUGAACACUUCCGAUCAAGUACAUCACAAUAGGAGGACUAGAGAAUGGAAAGUACCGAUGCAAGGUAUAAGGAAUCAUGGUAUGGACGAACUGACAAUUUGAAAUGACUGAUGAUUGUGGUGUAACUUGUGCCGAGGUUUAAUGACAUUUCUUCAACACUUUUGCUCACUGCUGGAGGAAAAUAAUCAUGUAUGUUGAACCUGCAGCAAAAUCAUUUCACAUGUGCAAUGCUGCUGCCAAGCUGUGCCUUUUGUUUUAAGGAAUGUACACCUCUGUUUCCCUCGUAAUCAACAAAAUAUCCCAUCAACACUCAGUCAGUUUGUCAAUAACUGACAGAUCAGUGUGCCGUAAGCUGUGUAUCCUCAGUAAACCGCUGCAUCCUCCCGUUGCUCAGCUAUGUGCAGCAUCCUGUCGUGGGCUCGCUGCAGCAAGUUGGUUUGCUGCAGGAUGGAUGAUCUGCACUGCCUUAACGUUACCAGUUUAUACAGCGGCACAAAUCCAAGCAUAACAAAUCAUAGGACAGAUAUAAACUCCUUGAUCAGUGUGUUAAGGUGUCUCCAUCUUGGAUAGUUUUUUUUAAUGAUUGAAUGCUGUGACUCAAAAACAACUGUGUGAGUGUAUUCUGUCGCGAGCUUUUUUGCUGUUUUCCCGUGACAAUAUAAAUAUAUAUAUAUAUAUAUAUAGUAUGUAUUUUCUGUAACUUUGUAACAUGGUGUAUCCUUUAUUUUCUAUGUUACAAUUGGUACUUUGUUCUCUGUUUUGUAUGGUUAGUGAAAGAUGCACUAACCUAGGUUUGUGUGUUUUAUGAUGCACUCAAAGCUACUGAGGACCUAUUACCCUAUGGGUAUUUAUAAAAAGGGAAAUUAUCAAAGUGUACAGUAACAUAAAGUCUAGUCACUUUCUGUAAAUAAAAGCACUGGAAACCGUCUGUGGUGACGAUUUAAAA